Messenger RNA from Saccostrea echinata, 855 nucleotides. RefSeq lists its product as uncharacterized. The record is from RefSeq and is a predicted model, not a curated record. The coding region runs from base 102 to 491 and encodes 129 amino acids. The transcript has 3 exons. Lineage: Eukaryota; Metazoa; Mollusca; Bivalvia; Ostreida; Ostreidae.
AUGAUAAACAGUGUGCAUGCUGCAGUAGACCUCCUGGAAAUGACUUGAACGGCAUACAUUGGAAAACAUUCAAGCCUUCCAACUGCCCUUCCGGAUAUACGAUGUAUGACUAUACCCAUAUAGGGAUUUGUUUAAAGUAUGUUCCUGCCCCUAAAUCCUAUCCAGAAGCUGUUAUAAGUUGUUUGACAGACGGUGGAGAUCUCAUUAAACUUGACUCAAUUGAGAAAUACAACAUAUUUAGGAAUCAUUCUGCGCAGUAUACAGAUUCUUCUUCUAUCCAAAUUUGGGUCCAGGGAGUAAAGACCGGAAGUGAGUGGAGAUUCCAUGAUGGUUCAUUGAUGCCAGAAAUUCUGACCAUCAGUGAGACUAACGGAGCUGGGGAGAUUCACAUAAGAUCUCGCAGUGCAGACGACUUCACUUUUCGAGACGCGGGCCCUUUAAGUAAUUUUCAUUACAUGUGUGAAAUUUAUCGCAUCUUUUCAUGCUUGUGAUAAAGUAUGGUGUUACAUUAGUAUAUGACUUUAUCUGUUUUAAUCAAAGGAUUAAAGAAAUUUUUUUUAAAUCUCCAAAUAGACGUCCUUUAAAGUAAUUUCCCUUUAAAUGAAAAAAGACAUCCAUACCAUAUUAUUGAUAACAGAAAUAUGUCGAUGUUUUUACAGCAAUUCUGCUCAUACAACAAAUGAAAUGUUUUACAUUUUAACCCAAUGAUUAGGAAAAAAAGGAUUUGUCUUUCCAAAAGUCCAAUGUCACCAUACAAGAUCUAUGCAUAGAAAGAGGAGCACUGUAUCCAAUGGAACUAUGCAAUUAUAAUUCACUUAUAUGUAAACAUUGAUUAAGGGAAAGUGUUCUUGAAUA